Messenger RNA from Phytophthora infestans T30-4, 1479 nucleotides. RefSeq lists its product as uncharacterized. The transcript has 2 exons. NCBI's taxonomy places the organism in Eukaryota, Oomycota, Peronosporomycetes, Peronosporales, Peronosporaceae. The record is from RefSeq and is a predicted model, not a curated record. The coding region runs from base 1 to 1479 and encodes 492 amino acids.
AUGAGGCGUCGUUCUGGUCUUUCACCUGCGCCCAUCGAGUUUCUCCCCCGACGAUUUUAUCUUGUGGUGAUUCGAGAGCGAACGACCUGCUCCAUCCAUCGCAUAAAGGACACAAGUGACGCAGUAUCAAGCUCCGAGCAGCAUCUUUUUCCGAGAACACCAGGCAUUCGCUUUGUCUCACUUCGAGAGCAGCUUUUUCCUAGCUCUCCAAGUAGCGAAUAUGCACUCGGAAUCCCACAGACACAUCGCUUUAAUUCGUUUCUCACCAAUAUUUUGAAUGCAACAGUGAAGGACAACAUAGCAGCAGGGGAUGGACACAAAAGUGCUCAUUAUUUUUUCUUACGAAGGCGACAUCUUCGAGAAGAAAUCCAAGUUGCUCACCUCAUUUGCAGAUGGCGGCUUUUGUAUCUUCGAAUGUCGCCACACGAAGCGUUGGCCCCUUUUAAGCAUCUCUCGUAUCUUUUUUCGUCGUUCUUGUCAUCGUCCGAGCUCUUUGAUCCACCAAGUCUGUUGGUAUCACUUUCAGGAAUUUCAAAAGGGUUGGAAAAAGAGUUCUUGGGCUCAGCGGAAGAUUGGGACGAAUAUGCCGAGCUUGAGAAAACCAUUUCAGCUUUAAAGCGUCGAAAAGUUUCCCUCGUGGUUACGUUAGGAAUAACACACAGCGAUGUCACUACUUUCACGGUACACGGAUUGGAAACACUGGAUAUUUCAUCUAUGGCCUCUUCUUCACCGACACUAUCCCACGGUGGUACACCGACGCAUUCAGUUCAAGUAUUGGUGGAUAGAUUCUUGGAAGCUUGCGAAGGUACAGAAGGUUUGAUCGCCGUCAAUGCCUCAAGUAGUUUAGGUUGCGUAUCAGCAGCUACUUGCAUCGGCUGCUAUCUCAUGAAGCACUCGGCUUUCACUUCUGAAGAAGCAGUCGGCUGGCUUCAAUUCGGUCUUCCCGGCAAAUUCCCACUUGCAUGGCAAUUAUUUCUUGGCAGAAUGCAGUCUCAAAUGUGGCUCGAAGGAGAGCGCUCUCGACGAGGUAAAGAAGGCGACCUCCUUGAUGGUAUCAGUGAUUCAACACACAUAAACAUCGGCAAAAUCAGUCUCGGUCGCUUAUCGCUACUAGGCACACGUGAUCGAGACAAACAUCGCUCCGACUCCUUCACCGCCAGUAUCCCUGUGGCCACAUGUCUCUCCAGUCGAAGCCAGGAAUUGCAGCAGUCCCCGACAGCAGCCACAGCCACCGCUCAGCUCAAACGUCGGCCACUGACACAAGGUAGCGUUGGUAGUCGACGGUAUCAUCGCAGUACUGACGGCACAAGUUUACGAGCGGACUUCGCGCUUAUGCACAAGUUCCUCCACCAAACACCAUCCAGCACCCAUUCGGAAAGCUCUUCACCUUCAAGUUUGCACCCCGUUCCAUCCCGUCCUAAAGCUUCUGCUCGUUCAUCCGACGGAACACCGGCAAACUGUACCGAAGCACUUGCAUGA